This is a messenger RNA of Trypanosoma grayi, 951 nucleotides long. RefSeq lists its product as hypothetical. The record is from RefSeq and is a predicted model, not a curated record. Lineage: Eukaryota; Euglenozoa; Kinetoplastea; Trypanosomatida; Trypanosomatidae. The coding region runs from base 1 to 951 and encodes 316 amino acids. The transcript has a single exon.
AUGGUGGUGGUUAGUGACAAGGCUGGUUCCAAGCUUACCGUAAAGGAGACAGAGAAGAAAGUGUCACUUAAAGAUGCAGACGGCAAGGCUGCGGAGUACGAGGCGGAUGAGGUGCUGCGAGCAAGCAAGGCGACUGUGGAAAACUCCGCGUUGUUGCGCGAACUCAUCCGUCAGGUGGAGUCGAGUCACAGCACUGCCCUCAUUCUGGCUAAUGGCAAGAACCAGCAGUCCGUCAGUCAAGGUGUUGCGCUGUCAACCAUAAAGGCCAUCAUGGCAUCUCUCAAGAAGGGCGAGGUGGAAAAGGGAACCAAGUAUGAGGUCUACAUGACUGCUGCCUCGAUGCCGACACCUUCCACGGCCAAGGAUCUUUUCGCCGACUCGGUCGCAGCACCAAAGCCUGUGCGUAUUGGAUCUAACCCCAUAUUCGGUGCUUGUCUGAUGGACCUCAAGGAAAAGAUGCCGAGGAACGAGAGCGAUGCUGAGUCCCACUUGCGUGGUGCUUUAAAGAAGUCAACCGAUCCAAAGGAACCUGUCCUGGUGCAUCUGGUGGUGAAGCAGAUCAAGAAAUCGACCGGUACUGGCGUUGGCGUGUGUCUCUCGUCCGUGCAGUUUGUUUUUGCCAAGGAGCAAGGCGACUAUUUCAGGGCCAUGCAUGACAAGGACGAGAAGGUUGUGCCUCUUCCUCUCUUCAAGGAGGUUGUGGGUGGCAGUCGCUAUGCAGUUGUUGUUGCUGCUGUGUCUGGGGAUGAUGCUGCCAGGGAGACGGUAGUUCUUUGUGGUGGUGCUAAGCUGCGGGGGUCAAGAGGUGGGAGCCCCACUGUGGCGGCCAAUCCACUAAAAACAGCGAGUUCUGCUGGAAAAAAGCCUACUGAAAGUAAUAAGAAGUCUAAGCGCGGGGGUUUUUGGAGUGGUGGGUGCUGCGGUUCUGCUCCGGUGGCAGAGAAGAAGUGA